UAGAUAGAAUUUCUAAAAAAAUACAUUUUUUUAUUACAAAAGAAUAUGUCUAUUCGUAGAGAUUUCCUUACUGCACAAGCACCAGAGAAUUAUGUUGCUGGUCUUGGAAGAGGUGCAACAGGAUUUACUACGAGAUCUGAUCUUGGACCUGCUCGUGAAGGACCUUCAGAGGAUGCAAUCAAAGCAGCUUUAGCAAGACGAGCAGCAGCUCAAGAUCCGUUCAGAUUUUCUAGUUUUCAAGAUUCUAGUGAUGUAAAGGAUGAUGAAGAUGAUGAUCAAUACCAGGAUCCGGAAAAUGAAUAUUGUCUCUUUGCCGGUGCUCCCUAUGAUGCGGACGAUGAAGAAGCAGAUCGUAUAUGGAGUGAAGUAGACCAAAAAAUGGCACAAAGAAGGAAAUCUCGUAGGGAAGCUAGAGAGCGCGAGGAAGCAGAACGUCUUAUGGAAAGGCCAAAAGUUCAAGAUCAAUUUGCAGACGUUAUACAAGGAUUAAGUACAAUAACAGAUGAUGAAUGGCUAAAUAUCCCUAAUGUUGGUGAUUUAACUGGGAAAAAAAGAAAAAAAAUUAAUCCGCGAGAAAGAUUUUAUACAAUUCCUGAUUCUCUUAUCUCUCGCGCCAGCCAGAUAGAACAAUUAGAUACUAGUAUUGAUGUUACAGAAACAGAUGCAGAUUUUAAUGAUGGGAAAAUGACUAAUUUUGCAGAAAUUGGCGCUGCAAGAGACAAAGUUCUUGGAUUGAAAUUAGACCAGAUAUCAUCUGAUUCUGUUACCGGGCAAUCUACUGUAGAUCCACAGGGAUAUUUAACAUCAAUGAAUUCUAUGGCUUUAAAAAGCAAUGCCGAAUUGGGAGACAUCAAGCGAGCACGUUCUUUAAUGCAAUCUCUGAUAAAGACAAAUCCAAAUUCUGCUGCAGGAUGGAUGUCUGCUGCUCGUGUAGAAAUUGUAGCUGGGAAAUUACAACAGGCAAGAAAUAUUAUUGCUAAAGGUUGCGAAAAUUGCCCUACAAAUGAAGAUAUUUGGAUUGAAGCUGUUGGUCUUAAUAAUGUUCAGACAGGAAAAAUAAUUAUAGCAGAAGCGGUGCGACAUAUUCCAAAUUCUGUAAGACUAUGGCUCCAAGCGAUAAAUUUAGAAACAGAUAUUGAGUCAAAAAAAAGAGUUACCCGAAAGGCUAUUGAUAUUAUACCAUAUUCCGUUAAGCUUUGGAAAGAGGCAGUAAAUUUGGAAGAAGAUCCUGGAAAUGCUAAAAUUUUACUUGCAAGAGCCACUGAACUUAUUCCUUUAUCGACUGAAUUAUGGCUUGCUCUUGCACGUUUAGAAACAUAUCAAAAUGCCAAGAAGAUUUUAAAUAAAGCGCAAAAUACUAUUAAAACUAGCUAUGAAAUUUGGAUUGCUGCUGCUCGUUUAGAAGAACAACAGGGAAAUGAUCCUGAUAAAGUUAUAGCAAAUGCAUGUCGUCGCCUUAAACAAAAUGGCGGAAUGUUAACAAGAGAACAAUGGCUAGCAGAAGCAGAAAAAUCUGAAAAAGAUGGUGGUAUUAAGACUGCACAGGCUAUUAUUAAAGCAAUUUUGGAUCAAGACUUAGAUGAGGAGAGUAAAGAAUCAACAUGGAUUAAUGAUGCACAAAAUGCACUUUCUCAUGAAUGUUUUGAAUGCGCGCGUGCAAUAUACGCAUAUGCAUUAAAAGUAUUCCCGAAAAAUGAAUCGAUAUGGAGAAAGGCUAUUUCACUUGAAAAAUCGCAUGGAAGUGUCGAAUCAGUACAAGCUAUUUUGGAAAAAGCUUUAGAAGAAUGCCCGCAAGCAGAAGUGAUUUGGUUAAUAUAUGCAAAAGAAAAAAAGAAUUUGGGCGAUAUACAAGGAGCUCGUGACAUUCUUGAAAGAUCGUUUUUGCAUAAUCCUAAUUCUGAAGAAAUCUGGCUAGCAGCCGUAAAACUAGAAUAUAAUAACGAUGAAAAUGAUAGGGCUAGAGCAUUGUUAAGAGUUGCAAGACAAGAGGCUAACACAGAACGUGUUUGGGUAAAGUCAAUUACAUUUGAACGUCAAUUUAAAAAUAUGGAUGUCGCUCUUUCUCUUGUAAAUGAAGCAUUAACAUUAUUUCCAAAUUGUAGUAAAUUUUGGAUGAUGAAAGGACAAAUAUAUGAAGAUUUGGGUGAAGUUACAAAAGCUAGAGAAACAUAUCAAACGGGAACAAAAUCUGUUCCAAAAUCUGUUCCUUUAUGGAUUCUUCUCUCGAGAUUGGAAGAAAAUACAGGAAGAAUUGUUAUUGCACGAGGUAUACUGGAUCGUGCUCGAUUUUUGUGUCCUCAAACGCCUGAACUUUGGGUUGAAUCUAUAAAAUUAGAACUGAGAACAAAUAAUAUAAAUCAAGCAAAAUCCAAUAUUGCUAAAGCUCUUCAAGAGUGUCCAACAAGCGGACUCGUAUGGUCAGAAGCAAUAUGGAUAGAAUCUAGAUCUCAAAGAAAAACUAGAUGUGCAGAUGCCUUAAGAAAAUGUGAAGAUGAUCCUUAUAUACUUACUACUGUAGCAAGAAUGAUGUGGAAUGAACGAAAGAUAGCUAAAGCUAAAAUAUGGUUUCAAAGAGCUAUUAAAUCUAAUCCUGAUAUUGGUGACACAUGGGCAUGGUACUACAAAUUUGCAUUACAGCAUGAACCUGUAGAAGCACAGCAAUCUCUUAUUUCGGAAUGCGUAGCCGCAGAGCCAUCACAUGGGGUGGUUUGGCCUACAGUUUCAAAAAAUAUACGAAAUUCUAAAUUUACCAUAGAAGAAAUAUUGAAAAAUGUUGCAGAAAAAAUUUCUUAAACAUUUUAGUUUUUUUAUAAAUUUGCCUUAAAAGCU
Molecule: messenger RNA, 2829 nt
Organism: Pneumocystis carinii B80
Lineage: Eukaryota; Fungi; Ascomycota; Pneumocystomycetes; Pneumocystales; Pneumocystaceae
Exons: 8
Coding region: 46-2793 (915 amino acids)
Biological process (GO): spliceosomal tri-snRNP complex assembly; mRNA splicing, via spliceosome
Cellular component (GO): U4/U6 x U5 tri-snRNP complex; catalytic step 2 spliceosome
Molecular function (GO): protein binding
Source: RefSeq, a predicted model, not a curated record